CACCAAAGUGGCGGCCAUUUCGUUGGGAUUUGGUUUUAUCAUUUUCCAAUUUUCCACCAAGUUCAGUCUUCACUCUCUAUAAAAUGAAUCCGCUCGCCGUCGCUACGAUCGCUCUGGCUACUGUCGCCACUGCUGUGGCUCAAGACUCGCACUCACACUCGCACUCUUCGGAGUGCACGGCCGAGGCCAUUACGUCGGCGAGAAACGCAUGCGACUCGGUCGCCGACGUCUCGCAGCUGAAAUGUGACAACGAAGCGUGUCAUGAGGCUCUCCACUCGCUCGUAGAGGACGAAGUGCGCCAGUGCUACGUCGACCUGGGCCUCGGCCCGGUCACUGAUCUGGAUUACUACGUUCUGCUCGAUGAAUUCUGCCACGGGGACGGCGCCGAUCCGGCCGACUUGGCGGCGACGGGCUCCACUGCUGCUACCAACUCGACCAGCUCCGGUACUGGCGGCACAUCUGUGGGCGACCAUGACCAUGAUCACGAUCACAGCCACGACCACGAUCACAGCCACGACCACGAUCACAGUCACGACCACGAUCACAGCCACGACCACGAUGAGUCCGCCUCGGCAUCCGCUUCUAGCUCGUCAGCUUCGACUGUCGCUCAAUCGCUAAUGGCUCUGCAGCUGGUGGCCGUUGCCGCUGUGACGUUGCUCGUGUAA
This is a messenger RNA of Phytophthora nicotianae INRA-310, 665 nucleotides long. RefSeq lists its product as hypothetical. The record is from RefSeq and is a predicted model, not a curated record. NCBI's taxonomy places the organism in Eukaryota, Oomycota, Peronosporomycetes, Peronosporales, Peronosporaceae. The coding region runs from base 84 to 665 and encodes 193 amino acids. The transcript has a single exon.